ACCACUGAUAGGCAGGCACGCCGAAAGGGUUAAGCCCUUCUCUUUCCCUCCCUCCUCUCUGCAGAGAAGAACAGGCGGAGUUACCUUCACACACAGUUGUUGUAUGCAAGAGCACAGUCACCGUGUGCGGACCGUGGGACACACAGAGCGCAACCCCCCCCCCAAAAAACAAAACGGCGCUAAACAGGCUGAACAUGAGCCGUCGGACCUCAGACUGUGCGAGUUGGAAACUGGUCCCAGUACCGAACUGAAGCCCCCGGUAGCGCCUCUCCGGCUCCAGAUGGGAGGUUAUUAUGCCCGGGGUAAGCGUGUCCGUGCGAAGUUUGUCUGAAGUGGAGAAAUACCUCGGCAGCCGGAUGGACCGGAACACAGAGGCCGGAUUCCUCGGCCUGCCUCUAUCGAUGCGUCGGGGUUCUUCGUACAACAACCUGGAUCUGGACUUCAACGACGGGAGCCCCUGCCAGGCUCUCGUCUCGGAGGUCCACCGGAGUCGCUCCUGCCUGGACAACCUCCAGCAGAAGAUCCUGAAAGUCACGGAGCAGCUGAAGAUCGAGCAGGCCGCCAGAGAUGAGAACGUGGUGGAGUAUCUAAAGCUGGUGAACAGCGUGGACAAGCAGCAGCUGGGGCGCAUCAAGCAGGUGUUUGAGAAGAAGAACAACAAGUCGUCACAGAACAUCGCGCAGAUGCAGAAGAAGCUGGAGCAGUACCAUCGAAAGAUGAAGGACAGCGAGGUCCUUCAAAGCUCACCGUCCCGGCCGCCCUUGGCCAAACGCAGCACCAUACCCAGAGAGUCGCCCCGACAGCUGAGGGACAUGACCAGCAGCGGGCGCCACCCGACCAUGGACAAGAUCAAAACCAUCGGGCCCGGCGUUUCUCUCUCCCCUCCUUUCUUCUUCAGCAAGCCCAGGGAGUUUGCCAACCUCAUCCGGAACAAAUUUGGCAGCGCAGAUAACAUUGCUCAGCUCAAAAGCAACUUGGACGCGUCGUCCGACGGUGCGGGAAAGGGGCUGAGCAGCAGCACGUCUUUGGUGAGCAAGGCCAAGUAUCCCAGCGACGACGAAUGCUCCUCAAUUUCAGCAGACAGCAAUGGGAACCUCGGCAUGGGUGGAGCCGUGGCGGGGCAGGGGCAACAGCCGGCGGGAGACGGCCAGGGCAGGUUGGAGCUGUGCUUCGAGGAGGUGAGAGAGAUGAGAGAGGUCCAGAGCCAGCUGGAGGAAGAGAUGGAUGAGAUUAAAGAGCAGUUCAAGAGGGAGUACGGUAUUCUGAGCCAAACACUACAAGAGGAGAGGUACAGGUAUGAGCAUCUGGAGGAUCAGCUGAACGACCUGACAGAACUUCAUCAAAACGAGAUGGCAAAUCUGAAGCAGGAGCUGGCCAGCAUAGAGGAGCGGGUGGCCUACCAGGCCCAGGAAAGAGCCCGGGACAUACAGGAAGCCCUGGAGUCGUGUCAGACUCGCGUCUCCAAGCUGGAGCUCCAGCAGCAGCACCAGCAGCAAACGGUGCAGCUCGAGAGCCCAGAUGCUCGGGUCUUACUGGGGAAGAGCAUUAACAUCAUGCUAGCCAUCAUCACCGUCAUCCUGGUGUGCGUCUCCACCGCUGCCAAGUUCGCCGCUCCGCUGAUGAAGAGCCGGUAUCACAUGGUUGCGACGCUGCUGGGCUUGUGCUUUCUGACCAUGUUCUGGAAGAACUGGGACCGUUUACAGUAUGCCAUAGACAGACUGCUGAUGGCCGAUUAACAACGAGAAGAUCACUCUGAAACUAUGAUCGACUUAAUCACCUUUAGUUGCAAUAGGCGUCUAGAAGAUUGGUUGUACAAUCUUCUUGGACACGAUCGCUGUCACCUUUAGAGGUUUGCGUUUUUAAAGGCCGAUUUAAAUUGAAAUUCUUUUUUUUGUUUGUUUGUUUGAAUGGAAUUUGAAUGUGUUUAACUCUGCUAAACUAUAAAAAAAAAAGUACUAUUUUUAUGUUUCAGUCAAUUUUGCUACUUUCUCAUUGAAAUUUUCACAUAAUAUUUUAGGUCAAAGCCAGAAUUAAACAAGGUGAGAAAGCUUGUUUACUGAAGAAAAAUACAGCCCAUUCCGUCCCAUUUUGUUGCAGUCGGAUUAUGACGCAACAUGAUUGGAAACACACUCAGGAACAAGAUGUUACUAAUACUAAUAGUCACUUUUUGGUCUAAAAGAGUGGUUGGGCACCUUAAAAAUACUCUUCCUUUGUUUUUGUUAAGUUCUUGGCUUAGCAUUAAGACACCAGCAAAUUGCUAAGUUAAGGAUCUCAAAACUCACAAGCUAGAUUCUACCCCAAAUUGUAAACUAGAACCAAAAACACUAUUUUUAGAGGUUUGUUUUGAAAAUACUUUUAAAAUACACCUUUCUGCUUUCUCUCAACUGCUAACACACUGCUUACUUUAGCAGCAAGUAAGACUAACUUUGCAUCACAUUAGUCAUGGUUUGCUAUUUUGAUCACGUCAAUUAAGACAAAAAUGCUCCCUAAAAGAUAUAAACUACAACUUUUAAAUUCUGAUGGGUUUGGUUUCCAGGCAUUUCUAAUAUUCACUUUCCUCUACUUACCUCUAAUUCUCUGUGCAGGUCAGCAGUUGGCUGAGUUUAGCGAUGAAUAAGCAACAAAUUGCUAAGCUAAGCUUCUAAUUUGACUGUUAGAUAUUUGGCAUUUUAAAAAAUAUGGAGAAAGUCUGAAUUUUAGAAAUUUUGAACAGUGCUAGGCUAGAAGCUUUCACCUAUUUUAAAUAUUUGUUAAAUAAGCAAUUAGACUUCUGUCUUUGAAAAUUUUGAAAUAAGCUGUUUAGAGGAGGAAGAGAUCAUUUCUAAUUUAUUUUUAUCUAAAAGCGAAAUUGGAAACUUGCACAAAUACGCCUACCUGCUUCCUUCUUGCUGGUAACCUAAAUGUAGCUUAGUAUCAAAUUUGAAACACAUUCCUGAACUAGCUAAGCUAAACAAACACAUUGAGAUCCUCAAAUGAGUUGUUCAAAUUCAGCAAGCCAA
Xiphophorus couchianus (Monterrey platyfish) is the source of this 2999-nucleotide messenger RNA. Its product is annotated as transmembrane and coiled-coil domain protein 3-like. The coding region runs from base 294 to 1736 and encodes 480 amino acids. The record is from RefSeq and is a predicted model, not a curated record. NCBI's taxonomy places the organism in Eukaryota, Metazoa, Chordata, Actinopteri, Cyprinodontiformes, Poeciliidae. The transcript has 4 exons. Gene Ontology annotation, cellular component: endomembrane system.